GCGACACGGAGCAUGCGCGGGGCGAGGGCUGGAGGAGGAGGAGGAGGAGCGAAGAAGAUUAUGGCGAAGGUGACGCCGCCUCGGAGCGGUUACUGGCGGCGGAGGCGGCUCGGGCUCCUGGUGCUGCUCCUGGGGCUGCUCCUGCUGUACAGGCUGAGGUACCACUGGGGUGCCUUGACGCCAGGACAGUUGUCCACCAGAGUCCUAGGUCUGCAGGCGGAGAAGGAAUACUUCCAGCUGGAGGGAUACAAAUUUGUCAUCCUCGGAGGCUCCCUGCACUAUUUCCGGGUCCCACGGGAAUACUGGGCUGACCGAAUGCUGAAGAUGAAAGCGUUAGGGUUAAACACAUUAACAACGUAUGUUCCGUGGAAUCUUCAUGAACUACAGAUCGGAGUGUAUAACUUCAAGAGUGAACUUGAUCUUGAAGACUACCUUACGCUCGCGAAAGAUCUCGAUUUGUGGGUAAUACUCCGCCCAGGGCCAUACAUCUGCUCAGAGUUGGAUCUUGGAGGUUUACCUAGUUGGUUGCUCCGUGACCCGAACAUGCGUCUCCGUACCACAUACUCUCGCUUUACUCAGGCUGUGGACAAGUACUUUGAUGUACUGAUGCCUAAAGUUAUUCCACACCAGUACAAGAACGGUGGCCCAAUCAUCGCAGUGCAGGUGGAGAACGAAUACGGUGGCUAUAACGAGGAUCCUAGUUACAUGCUGUAUGUAAAGGAGGCACUGUUGAGCAGAGGAAUAGUGGAAUUAUUGAUGACAUCAGAUAACACGCACGGGCUGCGCCAGGGAUCUGUAGCCGGAGCUUUGGUGACGGUCAACUUUCAGAAGGCAGAUUCAGGGCUCGCUCUGCUAAGCGAGCUGCCGGCUGACAAGCCCAAGAUGGUGAUGGAGUACUGGACGGGUUGGUUCGAUCAUUGGGGUGACCAUCACCAUGUCUUCAGUGAAGGAUUAAUAGAUAUCAUCACAGCGCUCCUGCUUAAAGACGUCUCUCUCAAUCUCUAUAUGUUCCACGGGGGCACUAACUUUGGGUUUAUAAACGGAGCUCAAGAUUUCGAAACCUAUAUUGCUGACGUGACUAGCUAUGACUAUGAUGCACCUUUGUCAGAAGCGGGAGACUACACCGAAAAGUACUUCAAUCUUCGACAGAUCUUCACCACGUAUCUCGGUCAAACCUUGCCUAAGGUUCCCGUUGUCACGUUCAAAAUGGCCUAUGGCACCGUACACCUGAAGGAGUACAUCUCACUGUGGGACGCACUCAAGUUCUUACAGAUGCCAAUUACCAGUGAUACGCCCAUCAACAUGGAGAACCUGCCCAUUAACUCAGGCUCUGGCCAGGCCUUCGGCUACACCUUGUACAGCACAGUCAUAACCAGCGGAGGAACCCUGGCAUCUGAAAACCAUGUCCGGGACAGAGCGCAGGUGUUUGUUGACGGCAAAUCUGUGGGAUUCCUGGACUAUGACAACUUGGAGCUUAACAUCCCUGAGGCUGAGGGGAAACGCAAGCUGAGCUUGCUGGUGGAGAAUCGCGGCCGAGUGAACUACGGCCUGAAACUCGAUCAGCAGCGAAAAGGUAUAACGGGAGACAUCUUUCUGAAUGACAAGCCUCUGAGGGGCUUCACCAUCCACCCCUUGGAGAUGAAAACCAAUUUCAUCGAAAGGCUCUCUGCUGUUGACUGGGCUGUAACCCCUCAAACUCCCACAGUGCCUGGAUUUUUCUGUGGGCUUCUGAGAGUGGAUUCAUUGCCGUAUGAUACAUUUAUAAAAUUCCCGGGCUGGGGGAAAGGCGUGGUCUUUGUGAACGGACUCAAUCUCGGCCGGUAUUGGACGGUGGGACCCCAGCAGACGCUGUACCUGCCAGCACCCUGGCUACAUCAUGGCACUAAUGAGAUUGUAAUUUUUGAGGAGAGCAAAGCAGGAACCAUCGCAGAGUUUUCUGAUACCCCAGAUUUGGGUGGUGUUUGACCAUCAGGAUGGACUUUUCCUGGAUUGAACCGUCAACCUUUUAACUAAUGAAGAUUUCGAUGUAAGAAACCUCGGAUGUACAGUCAAUCAUAUGUUGGAAAUUGAUCUUCAGUUGUAAAGUUUCUGGAAAUAUUGCUGGUUGCAUUCUCUUUUGUAAAAAUUCUCUAUUACACUAGUUGAAGGUUUUGUGUAAAUUUAUAACGGUAGUGCUUUAAUUUGAUAGAGAGCCAUUGAUACAUCUCAAAGUGCUUCAGAGUUUUCUUUGUAAAACAGUGUUAAAGUACAGUAAAAGUAUGUCGGCAAAUGUAGCAGCCAACUUGCCGCAGCAGUGUCUCACAAACGGCCACAAAGUGAAUAAUUAAUUUCAUAUAGUUAACGUGUUUAAGCAGGUUACAGGGGAGGUUGUAGAUCACUGAGUGAGAUCGGGACGAGCUAGGGGGGGGGACAACAGUAGUUCACCAAACGCACGAUCAACAGGCUUUCAAGAAGGGAUUUGAAAUUAAAUUAAGAAAAAUUAAAACUGUGAAGAGAGGAUGUAAAGGGAAGGAAUUUUAGGAGGGCGUCCCAGAGAGCAGGGGUGACAGCUUGGCUGGUGAUCAGAUGGAGGGGGCGAGGGACAUGAAGCAGACACUUGAUUGAGUGGAGGGAGCUGUCGGGGAGUGGGACUGACUGAAAUGACAGGAGUCAGUGGAGCAGGGCUUUGGUCAAUGCAAGGGACCUGGGAGUCGACUCUGUUCUGUGAGCACACAAUGUGGGUUCCCUCACUCAGUCUGACCCCAGGAACCUUUCUGCUGAUCUUACACAGCUAAGCCCCUUACCCAAAAGAGCAUUGCCAGCAUUAGAGGUUUACCUUGUGUGGUGCGGAGGAUGUUACAGGUGGACAAGAGCGCAGUGGCCCUGUCAUGCUCGUCCCCAUGAGGUGGGGAAUGACGGAGCAUCAGUCCAAGCUGCUGUGACGCACGUACUAGUGGCUGGAGCUCUUUGUCUCCUCGGUAGAUUCCCUCACCAAGUGAGCAGUGAGCAUAAAGUAAAUUUUACACCUUUAUGCUCAGGUCUACAUUGAGCCACUGUGCCUGCGAGUGAGUGAGCGAGCGAGCGAGUAAGCGAGCUGCAUGUGGAAGCAAUGCAAGUAUGUAUGUGAGGUAUCACGUGUGUGUGUGUGAGAGAGGGUGCCUGUGUGUGUAUGUGUGAGAGGUUCCCUGUGUGUGUGUAUGCAGGGUACCAGUGUGCAUGUGUGAGGGGGUGCCUGUGUGUGUGUGUGCGUGUAUGUGAGAGCGUGUGUGUAUGUGUGAGAGGGUGCCAGUAUGAGUAUGUGUGAGAGGGUGCCAGUGUGCGCACAGCCACUACAGAGCCACAUGGCUUUGUCAGUCUUUUAUUUUUGGAUUUUUAAUUUACUAAAACAUCAGAGAUUGUUGAGCACUGAACAGAACAUUAACAUGCAGAAAGGUUGCAGGCGCGAAAGACAAAGAAAAAGGAAAUCUAUUCCUAGUCGUGUAGUGUGAGAAACAAAUCAUUAAGAGCGUUUUUUUUUAUCAGCAAUUUCUCUUUAUCCGGUCGAGACUUAUAAUGACAUUGAAACGGACUAAAAGAACUUCUUAAUUGUGACCAAUUCUCUCCGCAUCGAGCACAAACUGCAGGGGCUGCCCGUGGCGUUACGACCAGAAGCCUCCGAUUGCUGCUGAGCUGUCUGUCUCUCGAGCUUCAUUCGUUCAUAUUCCCUUUGUGUUUGCUGGAUGCAGAUUUCUGUCUAAGCUCAAUACAUUCCAUCCCCAUUGCCCCAUCUACUGGUGCGGCCGAGAACCUCACAGACUCCCAGCACUGUUUCUACUCAGAUGAAAAGGCAAACCAGCCGAAAGGCUUGAUAUUUGAGAGACUUGCAAUGAUAGACCCCCAACUGCUUAAUUCACUACGUGUUAUUUCGCCGCCUCUGAUAAAUGUAGUGGAUUUUAUUUCAGCCCCAACGAUGGCACGGAAUGUAAUUUUACAUUAAAUUGUUUUAAGUGUUAUUUAAUAA
Molecule: messenger RNA, 3979 nt
Organism: Callorhinchus milii (elephant shark)
Lineage: Eukaryota; Metazoa; Chordata; Chondrichthyes; Chimaeriformes; Callorhinchidae
Product: beta-galactosidase-1-like protein 2
Exons: 19
Coding region: 13-1965 (650 amino acids)
Biological process (GO): carbohydrate metabolic process
Cellular component (GO): vacuole
Molecular function (GO): beta-galactosidase activity
Source: RefSeq, a predicted model, not a curated record